AUGAUUGCCCGACAGGAUGCUGGCGGCGCUGGGGAUCCAGGAGAGGUCGCUGGUGGGGCGGACGCAGCAGGCGCAGAAGCGGCUGCUGAGGACGUCUGCGCGGCCAGCAACUUUUCAGACAAGUGGGGACUCAGGAUCGGGGCUAUCUUUGUGAUCCUGGUGACUUCGCUGAUCGGAACUCUUACACCUAUCGUGUUGCGCUCAGUCAAGGUCAUUCCACGAGGCGUCUGGGAAUUCACAAAAUUCUUCGGAUCAGGCGUCAUCAUCGCGACCGCCUUCAUCCACCUCCUCGCUCCCGCCUGGGACUCGCUCACCUCAGCCUGCCUCGUGCAGACCUACCCCACAUUCGGCGAGUACCCAUGGGCGGCUGCUAUUGCCCUCAUGGCAGUGUACUUUAUCUUCUUUGCCGAGACUGCCGCGUAUCGCGCAGGCACGGCUCGUCUGGCCAAGCUGGGUAUCAGUACCGGUCAGUUCCGCCCCCACAAGAAGCUUGACCGCAGAGCUGAUAAGACAGCUCACCACGGCGACAACAACGACCACCCUACUCACACCCACACCCACGCGGACGCAGAAGCAGCAGUCGAGCAUCACCACGACCAUGACCACGCACACAGCCCCAACUCGGCUUCCGGCUCGGGUAGCUUUGGCGAUGAGAAGGCACUGCAGCUGGACGACAAGUCGGCUACGGAUGUUCACGUAGUCAGCGAGUCGGACGUCGCCAAGCAGAUUGUCGGUGUUGCCGUGCUCGAGUUUGGUGUGAUCCUCCACUCCGUAAUCAUCGGUCUCACCCUUGCCGUUGACGAGAACUUUGUCAUUCUAUUCAUCGUCAUCAUCUUCCACCAAAUGUUUGAAGGUCUCGGUCUCGGAUCGCGUCUCGCCAUCAUGCGCUUGCCCAAGGGGUACGCAUGGGUCCGCUACGCCGCCGCUAUCGCCUACUGCAUCUGCACGCCCAUCGGUAUGGCCGCCGGUCUCGGCGCGAUCACCACCUUUAACGGGAACGCCGCCCGGAGCAACCUCACCACCGGUGUCCUCGAUGCCUUCUCGGCCGGUAUAUUGCUCUACACUGGUCUGGUCGAGCUCAUCGCACAUGAGAUCCUCUUCAACCCACGUCUGAUGAAUGCUGGCGUGGGCAAGUUGGCGUACAUCUUCAUCUGUAUGAUGCUUGGGUCGGGGUUGAUGGCGCUUCUGGGCAAGUGGGCAUAG
Molecule: messenger RNA, 1203 nt
Organism: Dioszegia hungarica
Lineage: Eukaryota; Fungi; Basidiomycota; Tremellomycetes; Tremellales; Bulleribasidiaceae
Product: putative low-affinity zinc ion transporter
Exons: 6
Coding region: 1-1203 (400 amino acids)
Biological process (GO): zinc ion transmembrane transport
Cellular component (GO): plasma membrane
Molecular function (GO): zinc ion transmembrane transporter activity
Source: RefSeq, a predicted model, not a curated record